AUGUCCACGGUGAAUUGCACGAAUUGCACAAAAAUAUUGUCUGAUCAAGAUACUACUAACAUUCAGUGUGAUGGCUGUAAAUGGCCUAUCCACCUUGCCUGCACGGGACUAUCAGCAGAAGAUCGAGUCAUGAGAAAUAGCGAGAAAUGUUUAAAAAUAUUCUGUUCGGUAUGUAACGCUAGUCUGGAUAUUAAAACCCUCCUAGCGUCUUUUAAAAACGACCUAAGUAAGAAACAAGAAGAAAUGAAAAUAAAAUUCUGUCAAAUAAAUCAAAAACUAUCCAACUUUGAACAUUCAACUACCCCACAAUUUGCUCAGGAAGCAAUUAUAGAAUGUACCGAUCUAAGAAUGUUAUAG
This is a messenger RNA of Psylliodes chrysocephalus, 357 nucleotides long. Lineage: Eukaryota; Metazoa; Arthropoda; Insecta; Coleoptera; Chrysomelidae. The record is from the annotation of a GenBank genome assembly.